UAAUUCAAUCAAGCGCAGCGCAACCAAUAAGCAAUAACCAAUAAGCAAUAACUAAUAAGCAUUACGGACCCAACACCGACGCCUCAGAGCUGACUCGAGCUGAAAUUGAAACUCAAACUGGAGCUGGUAGCUGGGAGCUGGAAGCUGGAGGAGUGGGAGCUUAUCGAGGCGACACUGUCUGCAUUGGUUUAGUGUCAGUGAGUCAGACACUCACUGGAACCUAUAGUCAUAGUUAAAGUCGCGACUCCACCAACACUAAACAAAGACCAUCACCAUCACCAUUGCCAUCGACAUCGACAACGACUGAAGUCUGCGUCAGCUGUGGUCUCAGCUUCAGUGUCUUCGUGCUGGUUUGGUUUGUCGUUGCUGUCCGGCAGGUUCACAAAUAAGUGAAAGUGAAUUUGUUUAUUGUAUAUUUCGCUAUUACCAAAGCGAAAGAGACGAGACGCAUAACAGCAUUGAGACAACAAAAAACAGAAACCUGUGCGAGCGAAUGUUGUUGGCUGCAACAACAUCAUCAUCACCAUCAGCCAGAAAGCAGAGCAAUGCUCACUAGAUCAAAGCAAUUCCAUUGAAAGACAAGAUCAAGAUCGUGUCGUGUCGUGUCGUGUCGCAUCGCGGAGAUUUGAUCAAUGAGAGAGCGUUGUAGAACAGCAUAAAAACUACAACGAGAGCGGCAACAAUUGCGACAACCGGAGGCAACAUGCCGAAUGUUUGCCUGUGCCAUCUGCUGCUGUUGCUGGCAGCAUCGCUGUGCCUAUGCCACACGGGAAAUGAUAAUGGAAAUGGAAAUGCGCUCGGCCAGGAAGUGAGGCGUGCAGCGUAUGGCAACUUUACGGAGCUGUCGCAGGCCGUGCAUGACUCGCUGUUGGAGCACGAGGAGCGACAGCGUGAGAGCCAGCGAUAUGGACACCGCUCGAAACGGGCGGUCAAGCGAGUGUGCUACGGGGAGCUCGGUUGCUUCGAGGAUUCCGGCCCGUUCGCCUACCUGGAGAUGCUGCCCUCGCCGCCGGAGGAGAUCAAUACCAAGUUCUACUUCUACUCGACGCGCCAGCGCUCGGACCGCCCGCUGAUGGAGCUCUCCUUCCUCAACAUGACCACAGCCUUCCGCGGCAAGGCCAAGCGCGAGUCGGAAGCCCAGAGCGUGCAGAACGAUGCCUCAGCCAGUACGAGUGCUCCCGAGAGCGGACGAUCGUCCAGUUCCGGUUCUACUUCCAGCUCGACUUCGAGUGCAAAUGCAACCUUCAGCACGGAGAAGCUCAGUGGCGGUGGCGGUGGUGGGCAAAAGAAGCCAGCCCCGUCCAUUGAUGACCUAGAAGGCUUCGACGAGUUAUCCGUUCGGGUGAUCGUUCACGGCUUCGGCUCGGCCUGUCCCCACGUCUGGAUCUACGAGAUGAAGACGGCUCUCAUGGCAGUGGAGGACUGCAUCGUAAUCUGCGUGGACUGGGAGAACGGGGCCACCUUCCCGAACUACGUGCGGGCAGCGGCCAACACGCGUCUCGUGGGCAAGCAGCUGGCCAUGCUGCUCCAAAAUCUGCAGCACCACAAGGGCCUCAAUCUGAUGCGCACCCACAUCAUCGGCUUCAGCCUGGGCGCCCACGUGUCCGGCUUUGCCGGCGCCGAGCUACCGGGCCUCUCGCGGAUCACGGGCCUGGACCCGGCGGGUCCACUGUUCGAGGCCCAACACCCAAAGGUGCGACUGGACAGCAACGAUGCGGAGUUUGUCGAUGUUAUCCAUUCGAAUGGCGAGAAUCUCAUUCUCGGCGGACUUGGCUCCUGGCAGCCCAUGGGCCACGUCGACUACUACCCAAAUGGCGGACGCGUGCAAACGGGCUGCUCCAAUCUCUUUGUCGGCGCCGUCACUGACUUUAUUUGGUCGGCACAGGCAGCCGAGGACGAGGAGGGGCGAUCGCUGUGCAACCAUCGGCGCGCCUACAAGUUCUUCAUUGAUUCGGUGGCGCCGCGCUGCAUGUUUCCCGCCUUCCCCUGUGCCAGCUACGAUGACUUCCUCAAGGGCAAGUGCUUCCCCUGCGCCCAGGACGACGAGGAUCUCGCCGACGGUGUGCCCAGGUGCGGCAACAUGGGCUACUACGCGGACCGCUCCACGGGCCGCGGCCAGCUCUAUCUCCUCACACGCGAGGAGGAGCCCUUCUGCGCCCACCAGUUCCAGCUGCAGAUCUUCAACUCGUUCAACGAUCUGCCACUGCGCACCAUCGGCCGCCUCGAAGCCAUACUCGAGGGCGAUGGUGGCCUCAACGAGACCUUUGAAAUAUCCGAAAAGGACGAUGCUGAGUUCUUUGCCGGCGACAUCGUGUCCAAGAUUAUUGUGCCCCAUCCCGCUUUGGGCUUCCCCACCACGCUGAGCCUCCACUACAAGUCGUACAGCGGCUGGCUGAGCAAGGGCCUGCCCCACUGGGACAUCGACAAGGUGGUGCUCACCGACAGCUUCGGCCGCAGCCAUUCCCUCUGCCGUCCGUCCACCAAGCUGAGCAGCGGCAGCCCCGUCCGCAUGCGCCUGCAGGCCGGCAACUGUGAGCUGGACAAUCAGGAGGAUUAUGGCGCCUACACCACCCAGCCGCCGCCACAGCCACAGCCACAGCCACAGGCCACACUGGCACCAGCCACGGGCACGGAUGUGCCGGACUCCAGUGUGCAGGAGUCGGGCCUGAGCGCCGCCGCCGUGGAUGGCGUGGAGAGCGUGAAGCAGCGCAAGGACAUCUUCAAUCUUGGCACCAGCUUCAAGCUGGCCCAGAACCAGACUUAUCCCCUCGACCAGGGCGACGAGCUGCCCUGGCAGCCCAUCCUGGUGGGCAACUCGCUGGACAACGAGACAGCCGAGGCGGCCGAGUCCAGUCGCAGUCUGUCGGAUGCGGCGGCGGGUGAGAUCUUCGAGCCCGUGCUGAAGGACAGGCGGCUGGUGGCCUUCAAUCGGGGUCGAAAUCUUCAGGACUACGGCCUCACCACGGAGGAGAUCAUGGAGCCGGUGCUCAAGGCCACCACGCCGCGGGUUAAGCAGGGCAAGGAGUUGGAUCUGCGACAGCUCGGCGACCCACCAGAGCUGCUCGCACAGACGACCGCCGCACCUGUCCCUCCAUCGCCAUCUGCAGCUGCAGCUGCGUCUGUGGCGCCACCCAAAAUGAUGGCACAGCUGGGCACUGGCCACACGAGUCACUCCGCCACUGGUGGCCAGGAGGAGCCGCAAACAGUGCAGCUGCUGCCGUUCCGCUUGGGCGAGCUGCUGCAGCGGGCCGAACGCUAUGCCCGCGAGACGCUCCUGCCCCUGAUCUCUGUGCAGGCGCCGCGCUUCUUUGGCUUCAACGUGACGCCACACGACCGGGAGCUGGCACGUCCGGCGAGCGAUCAGCGCAAGCCGCGCUACAUUCCCCGCUACGAGGAGUCCGCCUUUCUCAACAACAACACAAGCUCCAGCCAGACACCGCGCAGUGGCAGUGGCAGUGGCAAUGGGAAGACACGCGCCCAGAAGGCGGCUCGACGCUCAGCGGUCCAACAGCGAAAUCUCUUUCGGCUGAUGCGCGCACGUUCCGCCCAGAGGAGCGACGAGGAGCAACAGCAGCAGCAAGAGCAAGAGCAGGAGGAGCAGCAGCAGCAGCAGAAGCGGAAGGUACAGGAGAAUGAGGUCACCUACUACACCAAUAUGCUCCACUCGGAGUCCCGGUCCAUGCGUCCGGAGGUGCCCGAGUAUCGGCCAGUUUUCGUUGAUCUGCCCACCUAUCGACCACCUGUGUCGGCCACACCAUCAUCAUCAUCAGCAUCUGCUGCCUCAGCUUCAGCUUCAACCACAGUUUCGGUGUCUGGAUCAGCAUCGAAGCAUACCAGGGAGAGGGCGGUUCGGCGUCGAGGCAGAGCCUCCUCAUUGGCGCUCCAAUAAGGCUCCCGGCAACCAGUUAUCCAGGAAGAAGAACACUUUGUGAUAUGAGAAUCUGGCAGCGCCAUGCAAUCCCCGGAUCGUGGCUGGGGCAGACACCGAUCCCCCGCAAAGCUACCCAUCCCCAUCAUCCCCACCAUCAGCAUCCCUCAGCCGUCGCAUCAUCCCCAUCCAUCCCCAAUUUAUAUCGAGAACAGGCGGCGCACCAAAACUUUCGACACUGUAAAUAUAUAUAUGAUCCGACAGAUCGACAGACAGAUCAAUCAAAUCGGUGGAUUUAGUGUAUAAGUUUAUAAUGUGAGAGAUUUACGAAUAAGAAUUAAUACUACAGUCGAGUGUCUCGACUCUAAGAUAC
Molecule: messenger RNA, 4241 nt
Organism: Drosophila subobscura
Lineage: Eukaryota; Metazoa; Arthropoda; Insecta; Diptera; Drosophilidae
Exons: 6
Coding region: 704-3889 (1061 amino acids)
Biological process (GO): lipid metabolic process
Molecular function (GO): lipase activity
Source: RefSeq, a predicted model, not a curated record